UGACUACUAUUUAUUUGAGAGAGAGAAAAUAGAGAGAGAGAGAGAUAUUCGUAACCGUGUGAUCCAUCGCUGCCCCCUUCUCGCGCCAAACACCAUAGCCCUUCCUUUCCUCAACCUUGGUGUUCUUGUUCUUGUUCUUGUGUUCUUGUUCAUCUCCCUCAACCUAUACAUGCAUUUAUACUUUUAGAGAGAGAAACUUGAUGAUUUGAGAGAGAGAGAGAGUCGGAAAUGGGGAUGGAUUAUUACAAUAUUCUGAAAGUGAAUCGAAAUGCAAGCGAGGAAGACCUCAAGAAAGCUUACCGUAGGCUCGCCAUGAUUUGGCACCCUGACAAAAACCCUAGCAACAAGCGCGAAUCCGAGGCCAAGUUCAAGCAGAUCUCCGAAGCCUACGACGUCCUCAGCGAUCCCCAGAAGCGUCAGAUCUACGAUCUCUACGGCGAGGAAGCCCUCAAGUCCGGCCAGGUUCCUCCGCCUCCCUCCGCCUCUCGCGCCGCCUCCUCUCAAUUCCACAACCACCACAACCACCAGCACCCUAACCCAUCCUUUCGCUUCAAUCCCCGGGACGCCGAGGAUAUCUAUGCCGAGAUGUUUGGUGCCAACGACGCCGCCGCCGCCGCCGCUUCUAGUCGGAGUCGGACUUUUAAGGACGGGUUUUUUAGGACUUCCACUGGGGAGUUCGGUAAUUCGGCUUCCGCGGCGUCGAAGAAGGCCGCUGCGGUGGAGAAUGCGUUGCCCUGUAGUCUGGAGGAGCUUUAUAAGGGUGCCAAGAAGAAGAUGAAGAUUUCGAGGACUAUUGUUGACGCUUCCGGUAAGGUUCGGAAUGUGGAGGAGAUAUUGACCAUUGAGGUAAAACCUGGUUGGAAGAAGGGAACAAAAAUAACAUUUCCCGAAAAGGGUAAUCAGGAACCUGGUGUCAUUCCAGCUGAUCUUAUUUUCGUGAUAGAUGAGAAACCUCAUGCACUUUAUAUAAGGGAUGGUAACGAUUUGGUGGUCAAUCAAGAGAUAUCACUUGUGGAGGCCCUUACAGGUAAGACCCUUGAGCUGACAACCCUAGAUGGAAGGGAGAUCACGGUCCCAUUGACAGAGAUCGUCAAACCUGGGUACGAGGUAGUUGUCUCAAAUGAAGGAAUGCCAAUUUCAAAAGAACCCCGAAGGAAGGGGAAUUUGAGAAUUAAGUUUGAUGUCAAAUACCCAUCGCGACUUUCCACAGAACAGAAAUCAGAACUCAAGAGAGUUCUUGGGGGCAGCUCCUCGUAAUUUUCUCUUAAAAAAGGUUCAGGAUGACUAUAUCAACGAAGGUAGAUAUUGCAGCUGCUUUGGAUGUAAAUAUAGUAAUUGCAUGCAAUUGAAGAUUGUGAAUACUAGGAAGAAACUUUUAGUUGCGGCAUGAUGGUUGCAUUUGUUGAAGUUGGAUGGGAUUUUAUUUGUUAUUAGCGAGGAUGGGCUUCUGAGUGUGAUUGGGAGAAAUAGGUAGGUCAAAUUGAUCCCAGUAUUUGUCCUUUUUUGGUGCCUCGCGCUUGGAUUGUUUUGUUGUUUAUUAGGAUUUCUAUUCUAUGUCUGAAGAUUAUUUUCUUCGCCUUUAGAACAGAUGGUUAGGGUUGAUCUCACUAAUAGCAUUAAAUGAGAUUGAGUUUCAUGUAAUGGUUUAUUAACACAAUUAAACUUGACGGUUUGUUUGUCUCUUGAUUUUGUUUUCUUAAGGAAACAAGUAUACGAUGAUUGUUAGGAUCA
Camellia sinensis is the source of this 1731-nucleotide messenger RNA. RefSeq lists its product as uncharacterized. The record is from RefSeq and is a predicted model, not a curated record. NCBI's taxonomy places the organism in Eukaryota, Viridiplantae, Streptophyta, Magnoliopsida, Ericales, Theaceae. Gene Ontology annotation, cellular component: cytosol. Gene Ontology annotation, molecular function: protein-folding chaperone binding.